CAGUCAGUCAGUCAGUCAGUCAUUACGGGGACAGUAUGGAGUUCAGGUCUCUCUCUGUGAUACUCUUGCUGACUGUCCUCAUCCACAGUGGACAAACAGCGAGACCAAAAGCUACAGUGACAAUACAGCCAGCUGAUCCUGUGUUCACCGGAGAGACAGUCACUCUCACGUGUGAUAUAGGAAGUGGAGAUGACUGGUAUUAUGAGUGGUUUAAGGAUAGUAAAUCUCUCGGUGAAGCUCAACAGAGGAAGGAAUACACCAUUUCUAAAGUUGCUGCGUCUCAUGGAGGAGUUUAUACCUGUAAAGGAAGACAGUCAACAGAGCCGCGUUACUCAGAGACCAGUAAUGCUGUUACACUGACUGUAUCAGAGAGACCAAAACCUGCGGUGUCCAUACAGCCUGAUGAUCAGGUGUUCAGAGGAGAGGCUGUCACUCUCAGAUGUGACAUACAGGGAGGAGGAGUCUCUAACUGGCAGUACAGCUGGUUUAAAGCUGGUUCAUCCACUGCUGUCAGUUAUAAACAGCAGUACAGUAUCAGCUCUGUUACAGCGUCUGACGGAGGAACAUACACCUGUAGAGGAGCAGUGAGAGGAACAUCACGCUACUCACACACCAGUGAAGCCGUUACACUGACUGUAUCAGAGAGACCAAAACCUGCGGUGUCCAUACAGCCUGAUGAUCAGGUGUUCAGUGGAGAGACUGUCACUCUCACAUGUGACAUACAGGGAGGAGGAGUCUCUAACUGGCAGUACAGCUGGUUUAAAGAUGGUUCAUCCACUGCUGUCAGUUAUAAACAGCAGUACAGUAUCAGCUCUGUUACAGCGUCUGACGGAGGAACAUACACCUGUAGAGGAACAGAGAGAGGAACAUCACGCUACUCACACACCAGUGAUGCUGUUACACUGACUGUAUCAGGAAAACCCACACCGACUGUGAGGGUGGAUCCUCAGAGCUCUGUCUACACUGGAGACACAGUUACUCUGACCUGUGAGGUGGAGUCUACUGGAUGGGAGUUUCUCUGGUACAAAGACUCUCAGCCAAUACAGCCUCAGAGUCCUGUAGAUAAAGAGACCAACACAGUCAGAGUAACAGUGUCUGACAAAGGAAGAACAGAGUUUAAAUGUGCAGCACGCAGGAAAAACUACUUCGACUACAGUUACCAGCGCUAUGACGGCUACUACUACGACAACAGUAAGAAACGCUAUGUCUACUACAACGUCUACAAAACACAUCGCAGUGCUCCAGUCGUGAUCACAGUUACAGCGAGACCAAAAGCUACAGUGACAAUACACCCAGCUGAUCCUGUGUUCACCGGAGAGACAGUCACUCUCACGUGUGAUAUAGGAAGUGGACAUCAUUGGCAGUAUUACUGGUUUAAGGAUAGUAAACCUCUCAGUGAAGCUCAACAGAGGAAUGAAUACACCAUUUCUAACGUUGCUGCGUCUCAUAGAGGAGUUUAUACCUGUAAAGGAAGACAGUCAACACAGCCGCGUUACUCAGAGACCAGUGAUGCUGUUACACUGACUGUAUCAGAAAAACCUAAACCUGAACUCACAUCAAGCCAUAAAGGAGCUGCACUGAUAGGAAAUCCAGUGGUUCUGUACUGUAAGCUGGAUCAGUCUGCUGGAUGGAGGUUUUACUGGUCCAAACACACACAGAGCCCUGAGAAUGAGACCAAGACUGAAACACACUCCUACACCAUCAGCUCAGUCAGCGUCUCUGAUGGAGGACAGUACUGGUGCAGAGCUGGGAGAGGAACCCCAGUCUACUACACUCACUACAGUGAUGCUCUCUGGAUAAACGUCACCGAUGGUGCUGUGAUUCUGGACAGUCCUGUUCAUCCUGUGACUGAGGGAGAUCCUCUGACUCUGCGCUGUUUAUAUCGUGACCCAAAGCCCUCAAACCUCACAGCUGAGUUCUAUAAGAAUGGAUCACUCCUCCAGACUCAGACUACAGGAGAGAUGACCAUCCGUACUGUCUCAAAGUCAGAUGAAGGUCUCUACCACUGUAAACACCCAGAGAAAGGAGAGUCUCCACAGAGCUGGAUCUCAGUCAGAGGAGCUUCGUUCUCCGUCUUCAGUCUGCUCAGUAGUUUAAUGGCAGUGUCUCCGUAUCUGCUGGUGACCAUUGUGCUGGGGGUCAAAUGCUACAGAGCUCAAGCUAGACCUGAUGAGGAGAACAAGCAGUGACAGAAGCUGGAGCAUGAUGAUGAGUGUCAUGAGUUUUACAUUAGAAUUAUUCAACUGUGUGUUUUAAACCUCUUUCUCUCUUAUUCACAGUAAAUCAGGUUCAUGCUUAAUGAAUAUUUUUGCACAUCUUCAUUUGUUUGUCACUAUUAAUAUUUUUAUUUUUCAAUUCUGUCUUUAUAAACAGUUGAUACUGGCUUGCUUAAGCACAGAAUAUUUUAUUGUUAUAGUGUAAUAAACAUUGUACUUUCAUCAUAAAUAUGCAAGAGUAGUGUUGAUGUAGUUUAAUUUAUCUCCUUUUAAAAUAUAAUCACAUUGGAACAGUUUGCAUGUUUUAUCUAAGCUAAGAGUUUAUUCAUUUAUUAAGAUGUAUUUUUCUUUUAUAAUUGUUUUUGUAGUUGUUGUGGUAUUUUAUCAUCUGUA
This is a messenger RNA of Pygocentrus nattereri (red-bellied piranha), 2609 nucleotides long. Its product is annotated as carcinoembryonic antigen-related cell adhesion molecule 5-like. The transcript is spliced from 11 exons. The record is from RefSeq and is a predicted model, not a curated record. Bases 36 to 2189 code for a protein of 717 amino acids. Gene Ontology annotation, molecular function: transmembrane signaling receptor activity. Lineage: Eukaryota; Metazoa; Chordata; Actinopteri; Characiformes; Serrasalmidae. Gene Ontology annotation, biological process: cell surface receptor signaling pathway.